Molecule: messenger RNA, 372 nt
Organism: Homarus americanus (American lobster)
Lineage: Eukaryota; Metazoa; Arthropoda; Malacostraca; Decapoda; Nephropidae
Exons: 1
Coding region: 1-372 (123 amino acids)
Source: RefSeq, a predicted model, not a curated record
AUGAGAGAGACAGUGGGCGAUAAAAGAGAAAGAAUCGAAUGGGUCGACAAUAAAUUCCUCGCAGACUUGAAUUAUGCAGACGAUGUACUACUGAUGAGCAGAUCCAUUCACAAUUUGCAAACUAUGGUUAGCAGACUGGAGGAAAAGGGAAAAGGAGCUGGAUUAACGAUUACUGUUAGAAAAACAGAGGUUAUGAAAACAGAUCAAGAAAUUGCAGGGAACAUUCAGGUGGAGGACCAAAUUAUGGAAGAAGUUCCUGUUUUCAAGUAUCUGGGGACACUCGUCAGAAACGAUGGAUCACUUGAAGAUGAGUUUCAGGACAGAAUAAGAAGAGGUUAUGGGUAUGCUGGGCAAAGUGUGGAAGUCACAUAG